Molecule: messenger RNA, 1692 nt
Organism: Medioppia subpectinata
Lineage: Eukaryota; Metazoa; Arthropoda; Arachnida; Sarcoptiformes; Oppiidae
Source: the annotation of a GenBank genome assembly
AUGCAAUCGUACAGUCAAAUAAUGCCUUAUAUCGGGGCUGGCAUCCCAUACGCGGAACCUCCGGUCGGGAACUUAAGAUUUCGCAAACCUUUGCCAAUAAGUUAUGAUGAAUUGACAGAAGUGAGCGCAACAACGUUUGGCAAGUCCUGCAAACAGCCCCCACUCGCCAGCAGAGAGUCUUAUAAUUACAUGCAAUCGUCGGAAGACUGUCUUUUCAUUAAUAUCUUCACGCCGUCUGUGAAUCCAACGGCCAAUCUAUCGGUGAUGGUCUACAUUCAUGGCGGAGGUUUGCUGUUUGAUAGCGCCCGACAGGUGCCCAGCGAACAGAUCAGCCUAAGAGAUGUUGUGGUCGUUACUCUCAACUAUCGUUUAGGAGUUUUUGGAUUUUUGUGCACCGAUAGCGAUGAGGCGCCCGGUUGCUGUUUGAUAGUGCCCGACAGCGAUGAGGCGCCCGGAAAUAUAGGGCUCUGGGAUCAGGCAAUGGCUCUCAAUUGGACUCAACAUAAUAUUAGACAAUUUGGUGGUAAUCCGGAUGACGUGACUAUUUUCGGACAAAGCGCUGGAGGAGUCUCUGUCACCAGUCAUAUAGUGUCUAAUGUGAGCCGAAAUUACUUCAAUAGAGCAAUUAUACAGUCGGGUUCAAGUUUAACAAAUGUUUGGCUCCGAAGCAGAGAUUACGCGACACGAGUGGCCAAAAGAUAUGCCACAUUUAUUGGUUGCGACCGAGAAAUCAAUUAUAUUGAAUGUCUUCGAAACAAGACUUCAGAUGAAUUACUGACCGCACAGUCGAUGGCUUUCCUAUGGAAUCAGAACACACCCGACGCCCACCCCUGGUAUUCGGCCCUUAUAUUAGAGUUUGUUCAGUGUUUUGGUGACCAGUUUUUACCCAAUAAUACCUUUGAAUUGUUAAAUUCACACAAUUAUAAUAAUAACAUAUCGAUACUUAUGGGUCACACGACCCUAGAAUCGGCACAUUUCACACACAUAUUUGAUGUGUUGAAGGCUCGGUUCGGGGCCAGUAGUGCUCAAAUGCCCGACGCUGUGGUCAACAUUCAAACCGCUAAAUACGAUAUACAAAGAGUUAUGAUAAAUAAUAACACGUUUGAUGGCCUGAUUGCCAGCGAAUACACGAAAUCAUUCAAUAAUUUCCUACUUAUGAUGCCUUUGGGUUUCUUUGAGAGGCAAAGACUCCGAGCGGCUGUCGUUCACACGUAUAGCGACUACUCGUUUGUUUGUCCGACUGUUCUGUUCGGCAAAUAUAUUGUCAGUAACCCAUCAUUUGGUGGAAAAGUAUAUCAGUAUUAUCUGAGUUAUGCCAAUAGUCAGUCCACCUGUAAGGGCAGCACAUGGUGUACGAGCACACACUUCGAUGACGUACCCCUUGUCUUCGGACAACCAUUCUAUAAGAAGGGCUUUUCUAAUACCGACAGAAAUAUGAGUACAAUUUUAAUGGAUAUAUUCACUACUUUUGCCAAAACAAACGCUCCUCCUGUUGUGAAUGGACAUCAAUGGCCAGCAUAUAGUGUGGAGACAACGGGAGAUAUGCGAGACGUGAGUCUCAAUUACAUGGAACUGAAUGACAAGAAUUUGGGCCAAACCUUCUUUGAUCGAUACAAAGGGAACAAUGGUUUUAAUCCCGAUAUCAUUCAAAACUGUCAAUUCUGGGAACCAAUAUUGCGAUCACUUUUCUAG